AUGGCGGGAGCGCGGCUGCUGCUGGCGGUUUGGGUGGUCCUGCCAGUGUUUGGGGGGCGAUUUUUUGGGCUAUUUUGGGUAUUUUUGGGUGGGAUUUCGCGCCUCUUCCACUUUAGUUUUGCGGGACAUUUUUUGGGGUGUUCCCGAAGCUCACCCCGCUCUCCCCCAGACCCCUGGGGGGUGCUGCAGGAUUUCUGGGGGCCCUCCCGGGAGCCCCCCCGGUGCGAGCUCAGCCCCACGGCGCCGCUGCUGCCGCCCCCGGCAGGGUCCCCGCAGUGUCACCCGGGGCUGGGGGCGCGCUGGUGGCUGCUGGCCCUGGGGACAGCGGAGAGGGAGGGGACAGCGCUGCUGCGCCAGGGGCCCGGGGAGCCCCCCGGCCUCAACGUGUCCGUGUUCAUCUCCACGCUGACCCCCAGCCUGCGGGGGCUGCUGGGCGCCCCCCAGACCCUGCACUGCUCCUUCGGCCCCGCCGGGGGCCCCUUCGCGCUGCGCUGGCUGCGCCACGGCCGCGCCGGCACCCGCCGCCUGCUGGCCUUCGACUCGGCCGCCCCCCGCGCCACCGCGGCCGCGCCGGGGACGCUGCUGCUGCUGGGGGGACACGGGGACACCGCCGGGGCACCGCCGCCGGGGGGCGCCAUGGAGGUGUCGCUGCAGCUGCCGCCGCUCUCGGUGUCUGACGACGGCUCCUUCGUCUGCUCCGUGACCACGCCCCAUGGGCAGGUGCAGCAGGUGCUGCGGAUGAACGUGAUUGCCCCUCCCCGGGGGUCCCCGGUGCCCCCCCGGCUGUCCCCCGGUCCCCAGCUCACUGUCCCCAAAUAA
Molecule: messenger RNA, 819 nt
Organism: Passer montanus (Eurasian tree sparrow)
Lineage: Eukaryota; Metazoa; Chordata; Aves; Passeriformes; Passeridae
Gene: TAPBP
Product: TAP binding protein
Exons: 6
Coding region: 1-819 (272 amino acids)
Source: RefSeq, a predicted model, not a curated record